This is a messenger RNA of Jaculus jaculus (lesser Egyptian jerboa), 5636 nucleotides long. It is a transcript of the gene Tasor, whose product is annotated as transcription activation suppressor. The coding region runs from base 121 to 5118 and encodes 1665 amino acids. Gene Ontology annotation, molecular function: chromatin binding. NCBI's taxonomy places the organism in Eukaryota, Metazoa, Chordata, Mammalia, Rodentia, Dipodidae. The transcript is spliced from 24 exons. Gene Ontology annotation, biological process: protein localization to heterochromatin; negative regulation of gene expression, epigenetic. The record is from RefSeq and is a predicted model, not a curated record. Gene Ontology annotation, cellular component: nucleoplasm; heterochromatin.
GGGGGCAGGGGGCGGGUGGGCAGAGAAGGAGCUCGGCGGCGAAGGCCGGCCGCCGCCCCUUCCCCCAACCCCAGCCCGUCCACCUUGGCUUUCUGACUGGGCCCUUCCACCGGCGCGACGAUGGCGACCGCCGGCGACACCGAGGCCGCCGCCGCCUCCUCUUCCUCCUCCUCCUCCUUCUCCUUCUCUUCCUCGACGACUACGGACGCGAACUGGGAGAGCAGCGGCAGCGGCGCCACCGGAGACGACGCGGCGAAAGCGGCGCUUCCGGAGCUUGAGUCGUCCCCACAAGAUGGCGGCGGAAGCGGCCCGGGGCCUGCUGACGAGAAGGCGGCGGCCGAAGCGGCCCCGAGCCCGGGCCUCCGUCACGAGCCGCCUCACGACUGCUCCGAGCGGCUCGCCGCCGCCGCCGCCGCCUCCGUUCCGCCCAGGGCCGCCGAAGAGCCCGAAAGGCCCGUUAGGCGGAGUUUUCAGAUCCCCAGGAAGAGCAGAGAAAAGAAAGCACUUUUCCAGCCAUUAACUCCAGGUUCUCGAGAAUUUGAAGAUGUUUUAAGUAUUCUUCAUUCAUCUUACCUUGAACCAACCUCAGUAACAAAUUUUAACUACAGACGAGCUUGCUUGAUACAUAAUGAACUUUUGGAAAAAGAGUUUACAGAAAAGCGAAGAGAACUGAAGUUUGAUGGUCGUUUAGAUAAGGAACUCUCAGAAUCCUAUGCAUUUCUCAUGGUUGAUCGAUAUCAGGUUCAGAGUAUAUGUGAAAAAGGAUUACAAGUGGGCCAGUCCAAAAUAACCAUUCUUGGCAGUCCUUCCAUGGGUAUCUAUCUUUCUAGAUAUGCUGAUUUAUUACAGGCUAAUCCUUUGGAAGCUGGAGCAGUGGGUGAUGUUGUUAUUUUUAAAAUAAUGAAGGGUAAAAUAAAGAGUGUAUAUGAUCCCAUGAGUGUAAAAAACUUCGAACCUAUGUUAAAUAAAAGUGCUUUGGAUCCCACACCAAAGCAUGAAUGUCACGUGUCGAAGAACGCCAGUAGAAUUACAUCCCUUUUGGCGUACAGAGCCUAUGAGCUUACUCAGUAUUAUUUUUAUGAGUAUGGCUUUGAUGAACUAAGGCGAAGACCAAGACAUGUUUGUCCAUAUGCGGUGGUGUCCUUUACUUACAAAGAUGACAUACAAACUCCAAAGUUUGUAUCUUCUCUGAGAUCUAACAGCUUUAAUGCAGACAGAAACAUAGAGAGAUGUAACUAUACCUUGUGGAAAGGACAACUGUUAAAUAGAGGAAAACUUCUGUGCUACAUUUCUCUGAGAUCAGCCACUCGUGCUUUCUUGCCCAUCAAGCUUCCUGAGAAGUUAGAUGUUGAAACAGUUAUGAGUAUUGAUCAUUUGAAACAGAAAAUCCCCCCAGCAUUGUUUUAUAAAGAAACAUACUUGGGUCCAAAUGAAGUUUUGAAGAAUGGAAUGUAUUGCAGCCUUUAUGAAGUUGUAGAAAAAACAAAAAUUGGAAGUAACAUGGAAAGUUUACUGCAAAAACUGGAGAGGGAAAAACUUGUUCUUGUUAAACCUUUGGGAGACCGAGGAUAUCUUUUUCUUCUCUCUCCUUAUCAGAUGGUUUCUCCAUAUGAACAUCAGACUGGCAAGUCUCGAAUCCUGCAUGCUUUGUUUCUGUUUCAAGAACCUAGGUGCAUAAUUACUUCACAUAAAGGUUCAACCAAUGCAGCACCUCAGGAGAGGCACGAGAGCAUGCCAGAGAUUUUAAAGAUAGCUCAGUUCUUACAGUUCUCUUUGAUUCAGUGUCGAAAGGAAUUCAAAACUAUAAACUCUGUAAAUUUUCAUUCUGUUGUUGAAAAAUACGUAAGUGAAUUUUUUAAGCGAGGAUUUGGUUCAGGUAAACGAGAGUUUUUCAUGUUUUCAUAUGAUUCACGAUUAGAUGACAAAAAGUUCUUAUACUCAGCUCCAAGAAAUAAAUCCCACAUUGAUGACUGUUUGCAUACCUACAUUUUCCAGCCAGAAGUAUAUCAGUUACCUAUUUCUCAAUUAAAAGAGUUAUUUGAAGAAAAUAGAAGGCGGCUACAGUUUAGUCCACUUCCAGACUAUGAAGGUCAGGAAGAAGAAAUGAGUGUAACAAAGAUGAAAUGUGGAAGGCGAAAUAGUGCAAGAGGUGAAAUGAUUAACCCUGAAAAGCAAAAGUCAUGUCAUUCUCUGGAUUAUGAUAAAGAUAGAGUCAAAGAAUUGAUUAAUUUAAUUCAGUGUAAGAAAAAACAUGUGAGUGGGGACACAGACACAGAAGACAUGAAGAGCAAAAAUCUCUUGAAGAGGAAGCUUGAAGAUGUUCCUGAGAACGUGAGAAAGUUUGCUAAAACCAGUAAUUUUUCUGAAAAUUACCAUCUAUAUGAAGAGUCCCCACAGCCAGUUGGCUUACUUGGCCGUGAACCUGACUUAAGAUUACAGCAGCAGGAUACCUGCACCUCUGGUUUUACUGACAUACAUAAGAUUUGCAAUUGGCUGUCAGAAACACUCUCACAUGGACGCCACUCAGAUACAUCCCUAACAGACACAGUCAACAAAGCUUUGGGAUUGAGUACCACUGAUGCCUAUGAAGAUCUAAGGCAAAAACAUGAGUAUGAGCUGAACUCCACUCUAGAUAAGAAAGACUAUGAGCAGUCUACUUGUACAAAAAUUGAAAAUGUACAUUUUAAGGGUACCCCGAGCCCAUUGCUAGAAGCUGAAGCGGCAUCUUUGAAGUAUCCUGCUCUUUCUGCCUGUGAAGUAGGCACUGACCAUAAGCUUCAUUUGAAAGAAGAUCCAAAUUUAAUUGUCAAUAAUUUUGAAGAGUGCAGUUUGUGUCCUACUGUUCCCAUUGAGCAUGGAUUCCAUGGACAACAGUCUAAAUCAAAUGAUGAUGAAGAGACUGAAAUACAUUGGAAGUUGAUUCCAAUUACAGGAGGUAAUACACGAAGCCCAGACGAUCAGCGUGUGAAACAUAGUGACAGACACACACCAGGUGUGAAAUCACUAGAAGAACAACUGCCGUGUCUACCACCGCAGGAGACCUUUCCUAACGACCCUCGAGUAAUAAGCAGAGAACGAAGUUCUGAUUACCAGUUUCCAUCCUCUCCAUUUACAGACACGGUAAAGAGCACCACUGAGGAUGAAGUGUUGGCAGGUCAGGUGUUAACAGUGGAGGAACAGUGUGUGCCAGCAGAAGAACUUCCUCCAGCAAGUGAGGCCACAGAGAAUACAGUGUUAGGAGAGUUCCACCUCUUUUCUAGGAAAAUAGAAGAAAUUUUGAAGCAAAAGAAUGUUUCCUAUGUUAGUAGAAUUUCCACACCUAUCUUUUCCACACAAGAGAAAAUGAAGCGUCUUUCGGAGUUCAUAUAUUCCAAGACUUCCAAAGCUGGUAUACAGGAGUUUGUAGAUGGCUUACAUGAGAAACUGAAUACCAUUGUUAUUAAAGCAUCAGCCACAGGUGAGAACUUGCCACCAGUCAGUCCUAAUGGUUCUGAUACUAAGGUAGCAUUAAAUCCUCUGAGAAGGCGGAUCGUAUCAGUUUCCUCUACUGACUUUAACAAUAAAGACCUCUUUGAGCCACCUUGUACUGAAGCUUUCAAAGAUUCCCAUGAGCAGCAGGCUUCUUCACCUUCAACGGAAGUAGAGAUGAACCAAACACAUCACUGCCCCAAGUUAAUGGUGACUUCUGACCACACUCUACCUGCUGAUACUGUGCCAGAGCCAGUAGAAAAAGAAACACACUCACCCAGUGAUGUAAACAUCUCAACCCAACCAGCUCUUUCCAACUUUAUAAGCCAGUUAGAACCUGAAGUAUUUAAUAGUUUGGUUAAAAUUAUGAAAGAUGUUCAGAAAAACACUGUGAAGUUUUAUAUCCACGAAGAGGAGGAGAGUGUGCUCUCUAAAGAGAUCAAGGCAUAUCUUACCAAAUUAGGUAAUACAGAAUGUCAUCCUGAGCACUUUUUGGAAAGAAGAUCCCAGUUAGAUAAACUACUGAUUAUCAUCCAGAAUGAAGACAUUGCAGGGUUCAUUCACAAGGUACCUGGCUUGGUGGCAUUAAAGAAACUCCCAUGCGUUAGCUUUGCUGGUGUUGAUAGCCUGGAUGAUGUGAAAAAUCAUACAUAUAAUGAGUUAUUUGUAUCUGGUGGCUUUAUUGUGUCUGAUGAAUCAAUUCUAAAUUUAGAGGUUGUCACAGUUGAGAGCCUUAAAAUUUUUUUGACAUUCCUGGAAGAACUUAGUACUCCAGAAGGAAAAUGGCAGUGGAAGAUCCACUGUAAAUUUCAGAAAAAACUAAAGGAACUGGGCAGAUUGAAUGCUAAUGCUCUGAGUCUACUGACCCUUCUGAAUGCCUAUCAGAAGAAACAUCUGGUUGAAAUUCUGUCAUACCACAACUGUGAUUCACAAACUCGAAAUGCUCCUGAAUUGGACUGCCUCAUCAGACUUCAGGCUCAGAACAUACAGCAACGACACACAGUCUUUCUGACGGAGAAGAAUAUCAAGUUGCCUUCAAGUUACACUGACAAUGGAAUAAUAGUUGCAAGUCCUGAAGACUUCAUGCAGAACUUUAAAAGUCUUGUGGGAUAUCACAGCUCAGUCACAGAAGAAGAUCCUCCACUGCUUGGUGCCAGUGAGAAUCUUGAGUCACAGUCAGCUCUUUUAGAAAACGAUGAAAAGGAUGAAGAGGAGAUGUCUCUGGAUUCAGGGGAUGAAAUCUCACAUAUAGAAGUAUUCAACAGUUUGCAUUCAGACAAAAUUACGAAAGAGGCCAAAGGAUCAAGUGGAACAGAUCAAAAACAGAAUGUUCAAAUUGAAUUGCAGUUAUCUCUUGACACGCAAAAAAGUUUAUUAGAAGAUGAGACGUACCAAACUGAUGCUGAAGAGACAGUUCUUGAUGCUGUAGUGCACUCUGAAGGAGAGAAGAGCAAUCCAACAGGACCUGAUGUAUAUAGGAGCUUCCAGGGUUAUCAGAAUCAAUUCAGUGUGCCCUAUCAGUUUAGUCACUUCAAUGUUCUUACUCAUCAGACAUUUCUAGGGAUACCAUAUGCCCUUGCCCCAAAUUUGUAUCAAAAUAAUUACUUUUCAUCUGCUUAUAAAAGCUUGGAUAGAGGUAAUCUCCAUUGAGUUAAGAAACAAUUUUUUGAGGCUAAGUAAAAAAUAGGUUGUUAUGGAUUUUUUUCAGUUUCUUGAAAGUGAAUUAACAAUUUAUAUUUCAUUCUCUAAAGUUUCUAACCCUUUCUGAAAUCUCUCUUCCCUCUUAUUUAAAUCAUGACGUGUAAGCAUCUGAAAAUUCAAAUAAAUAUAUAUUUUUUAACAUAUAUUGUACUUGAAUUCUCCUCUUGGCACCUUUAAGUUUUAUAAUUGUUACUUGUACUUAGGCUUCAAAUUGAAGCCUGAAGUCUGUUUUAUAUGUAAAGUUAGAUGUUUAUAAAAUAGUGAUGGCUUUCUUUAAUGUCAGAUACAGACUACUUUUGCUGAAAUGAAAUGUCACUUAUUUAUUUUGAUUAAAGCCUUUGUAUAGUGUUUUUACACAGGUAUAAGCCAGUGAUGUUAAUAUUUACAGGAUUUUUGGCUCAGUACCUCAAGAUGUACCUGACAAUGUAAUUACAUUCUAGAUAAUAAACAUAUGUACAUAAAACUCA